Molecule: messenger RNA, 2566 nt
Organism: Vitrella brassicaformis
Lineage: Eukaryota; Vitrellaceae
Source: the annotation of a GenBank genome assembly
UGCGAGCAUUCGCCUGACAAAAUCGCGCUGAAGUCCUCCCCCAUGUCGGCCAUCCGCUGAGCUGAUUGCCCUUGAGGAGUAUCUCCUCCAACGCAGGCAUGCUGUUCCACCCUUCUGGGACUGACGUCAGGCGAUUGAACUCCAUGUUCAACGUCACCAGCCUGCAGGUGAGAGCAUGAAGGUAGGACAACAUGCACAGUCCGUGUCAUUCUCUGUCCGUCUGCAUACCCUUCUGGCAUGGUUCCGUUGUCUGUGAAGCCUUCGAUCUGGUUGUCGGCCAGAUACAGCUCCCGAAGAGCUGAUGCCUGGCCAAACGGAGGGAGGCGGCCUUGAACGGCGUUGCUGCGUAAAUCGAUGAAAGAAACUUUCUUCCAGCCGUCGAUGGAGGGCGGCAGAGCGGUCAAUCUGAAGGCAUAGAUACACACAAAGUGUACAGAGCACGUGUCCACCUGAUGCCUGGCUAAGCCGACCUGUUGACCGCCCCACGAAUUUCCUGCAGCUCAGUGAAGCCGCCGAGCUCGGCGGGCAGUGGGCCUUCCAACUGGGCAACAGGCAACGGUUGAAAGAUGUAUUGAAAGUUCGACUGCUACAUCUGCGUCAGGUCAACUCCCACCUGGUUGUAUCCAAACAUCAGUGUCUGCAGCCGCUUCAUCGACGCCAGCGGCCGCAGUGUACCGCUUAGAUUAUUGCUGUCGAUUCUGAAGUACUCGAGCGCCGUGAGCUGAGACCAGGACUCAGGCAAGGGGCCUGAGAAGUUGUUAUUGAACAGGUUGAGAGUAUUCAGUUUGGUGCAGUUGCCGAGUGACGGUGGAAGAGGCCCCGACAUGCCCUCGCCGUCCUGCGCAUAGACGUCCAGCCGCCUGAGCUCCUUGGCUUGCCCAAGAGACGCAGGGAGCGGACCAGUCAGCUGAUAAUGGGAAGAAGCACAUACAAGAAGACACCGAUCACCUUGUUGACUCUCCUCUCGAUGCUUGCUUACUCUGUUUCGGUACACGGACACCCACAGGAGGUCCGGGCUAACCGCCCCAAACCCUUCAGGUAUCUCACCAGACAGGCUAUUGGUGUUGAGCUUCAGAAGCCGCAAUUCGCGCAGUUUGGCCCACAAUGGAAAAGGCGGAAAAGGCCCAUCUAGGUUGUUCUUCGAGAGGUCCAGUAUGGUUAAGCGGGUGAAGUUCCCAAUGUAAGGCGGCACUGGCCCAGUGAGGCCGAUGGCCUCGAACCAGAAGAUCUCCAAGUUGCGGCACUCAGCGAGGCCCUCAGGCAGCCGACCAUUGGUCGCUGUUAAUCCCCCGUGGCGCGAUAUGACCACGCGCAUUUUCGUCAUCCGGAUGCAGAUGCCCUAAUUAAGAAACACGGUGGUGUGGUGGUGUGGUGGUUGGUCUGAAUGGUUUUUUUACCUCAGGGAGGAAACCUUCAAACUUGGUGAAGGACAGAGUGAACACUUCCAGCGCUGAGAGAUCAAGAAGAGAUGUCGGUAGAGGGCCUCCCAGGACAGGUGCAUUGGUAUAGUUCUGCCCCUCAAGCAUGAGUGCCUGCAACUUGCUCAGGUUGCCAAUCGACGAUGGCAUUGGGCCAGAGAGCUCCGUCUGACACCAUACACCACAGAAAAAGCAAAGCAGACGGCAGCACUGUUGACUGCGUGACAUUAUCUUCCUGUCUGUCUUUCUCUCUUUACCGAGUGUAUAUCGAUGAUCCUGAUUGAGGUCAUUUCCCCAAGUCUUUCGUCCAGCUGUCCAGUGAAGGGCAUCUCAAACAGAAACACCACCAGCACAGCCCGUAAGUCAUAGAACGAUCUGCUGAGUGUCAGCUGAAGCCCUAUACGCGCUGCCACUUUCUGAGGCAGUGGCGACACAUCGCUGAAGCUCAUCGCCCCGACCAGCGCCAGGACAUAGCCUUCCUCAUCUGUCGCCUCGUCUCGGACACAGACGAUGAAGGACGUGGCACAGACGUUCGCUGCGAGAGUGCUGUCAGUGUCAUUAGGUAGCACAGAGAGAAGCCCCGACUCAUCCACAAACUCCCUCAGCGCCCCGGCGUCUUGCUGGCACGAAGCGCACUCACUCAGCUCUGUCAGGUUCUCCAGCGGCAUGAUACGAAAGGCAUACUCGAGAGCGCCACUGGAAGUGAUCUGCGAAGUACGUACGCCACACGUGCAAAUGACGCACGUCUUACCCAUGAAUGUCAGGCAGACAGGCAGCAUGCCCUGUAACUGCUUACGGUGUGCUGUGAUUGAAAUUGGAAUCUGAACACAGACGUGCACAUGCAUUGCUGUGUAUGCGCGGCGGAUAUGUUACCUGCGCGAUAGAAGCUCCCACUUCUCUGGCGUCUGCCAUGACGACGUGUUGAGAGUUGGAUCUGCGGCAGCGGCAUACAAGACGGCGAGCACCGACAGCAGCCGAUGAUGAAGGCCUAACAAGCGGUAAGUAUGUGACAUCCUCCGCUAGUGACCUCCGCCAGUGACCUCAGACAGACUUAUCGGCCACUUCAUUCGAUCAUUGACCGAGGAUCUUUCAAGCUGCCUGUGUGCGAGUACAUGAUCAGCCGCGGUUUCAUAUGAUCAGAUGUCCAC